Molecule: messenger RNA, 1071 nt
Organism: Triticum turgidum subsp. durum (durum wheat)
Lineage: Eukaryota; Viridiplantae; Streptophyta; Magnoliopsida; Poales; Poaceae
Source: the annotation of a GenBank genome assembly
AUGGUUCCGUCCGGGUACGACUGCGCCGCCUCCGUGCUGCUCUGCGCCGAGGACAACGCCGCCAUCCUCGGCCUCGACGACGACGAGGACGACUGCUCCUGGGCGGCGGCGGGGGCGGGGGCCACCACCCCGCCGCGCGUCGCCGCCGAUGCCGCCGCCGCGGCGGAGGGGUUCCUGGUGGACCACCCCGUGCAGUCCGACGAGUGCGUGGCGGCGCUCGUCGCGACGGAGAAGGAGCACAUGCCCGCGGACGGGUACCCCCAGAUGCUGCAGCGCCGGGCCGGGGCCCUGGAUUUGGCCGCCGUCAGGAGGGACGCCGUAGAUUGGAUUUGGAAGGUCAUUGAGCAUUUCAAUUUCGCGCCGUUGACUGCGGUCCUGUCUGUCAACUACCUUGAUAGGUUCUUCUCGGUCUAUCCCCUUCCUGAAGGCAAAGCUUGGGUCACACAGCUCUUGGCAGUGGCUUGCCUGUCCCUCGCUUCGAAGAUGGAGGAGACCUAUGUGCCGCUCCCUGUCGACCUGCAGGUGGUUGAGGCAACUUCUGCGUUUGAGGGAAGGACCAUAAAAAGGAUGGAGCUUUUGGUGCUCAGCACCUUAAAAUGGAGGAUGCAAGCUGUUACUGCUUGCUCAUUUAUUGACUACUUCCUGCGCAAAUUCAAUGAUCAUGACGCACCCUCCAUGCUCGCAUUCUCCCGCUCGACCGACCUCAUCCUGAGCACUGCUAAAGGAGCUGAUUUUUUGGUGUUCAGACCUUCAGAGAUUGCUGCAAGUGUUGCACUUGCCGCAUUUGGGGAGCGCAAUACUUCAGUAGUCGAGCGGGCUACAACUACCUGCAAGUACAUAAACAAGGAGCGAGUGUUAAGAUGCUACGAACUGAUUCAAGACAAGAUAGCAAUGGGAACCAUUGUCCUAAAGUCAGCUGGAUCAUCAAUGUUCUCUGUGCCGCAAAGCCCGAUAGGCGUGUUGGAUGCUGCUGCAUGUCUCAGCCAACAGAGUGAUGAUACUGCUGUUGGAUCUCCAGCAACAUGCUACCAAGCCUCUUCGGCAAGCAAAAGGAGGAGAAUUGGCAGAUGA